AUGGAAGGAGCUGUUGCACAAUUUGUCAAGAUCGGCAUUGCGGAAGCAAAGGCCAAAGAAACAGUCAAAAACACUCAAGUCACAACAACCCUUUUGGAAAUUAUCAAAGAGGCAAAGUGUGAGGGCGGAUGCGACAAGUCGAUUGGAAUGCUCUUCUAUCAACUUGCCACAAAGCUCUUGAAGGACAAAGUUUCUUUCCGUCCACAGAUUAUCCAGUGGAUUCUCGAGAAGAAAGUGACCAAUAACAACAUCGACGCUUUGAUCACUUACGUCAACAAACACACCGACCUUACAACUGAAACAAUCAUCUCUGAAUGUGGCGUUGGAGUUGUUGUUACUAAAGAGCAAAUAGCUGCUGGUGUUAAGCGCCUUAUUGAGUCCAAAAAAGCCGAACUUAUUGAGAAAAGAUAUACCAUCGAGAACCAAUUAAUCAAAGAAGCGAAAGACACGGUGAAGUGGGCUGAUGGCAAAUUACUGAAUGAAGAGUUAACCAAACAACUCAAAGAACUUUUGGGAGAGAAGACCAAAGAAGACAGCAAGAAGAAAGCACAGAAGAAAUCUGACCCCAAGAAAGACGAGAAAAAGGAGGACAAAGAAGAGAAGAAGACUGGUAUUCCAAAGCAAAAGAAUGUCGACUCUGGUGUGAAACUUUCACUCCCACAAGAUAACAAACAGAAGACUCCAGAGAUUUUGGCGGAACACUUGAAGAGAACUGGCGGCAUCUUUGUCACCAGAUUCCCACCAGAGCCUAAUGGAUAUUUGCAUAUCGGACACGCCAAGUCCAUGUUCCUCAAUUUUGGAUAUGCCGAGAAGACUGGUGGUAAGUGUUACAUGAGAUUUGAUGAUACCAAUCCCGAGAAAGAAACACACGAAUUCAUUUCGACGAUUGAAGAAACAGUGAAAUGGCUUGGACAUACCCCAUGUGCUGUGACUUAUUCCUCUCAGUACUUUGAUAGAAUCUACGACUGUGCUAUUGAAUUGAUUAAGAGAGGAAAAGCAUAUGUCUGCCACCAAACUGCCGAGCAGAUUUCCGCGUCUCGAGAGAAGCAAGAGCCAUCGCCAUGGAGAAACAGAAGUGUCGAGGAGAAUUUGAAACUGUUCAAGUGGAUGUGCCAAGGACGAUACGCCGAGGGCGAAGCAACUCUUCGAAUGAAAAUGGACAUCACAUCUCCCAAUCCGUGCAUGUGGGAUUUGGUUGCAUACAGAAUUAAGUACUUCCCACAUCCAGUCACUGGAGACAAGCUGUGCUGUUACCCAUCUUAUGAUUUUGUUCAUUGCUUAGUCGACUCAUUUGAAGACAUCACACACUCAAUGUGCACUUUAGAAUUCUUACCAAGACGGGAGAGUUACUUCUGGUUGUUAGACGCACUUGACAUGUACAAACCAGUCGUCUGGGAGUUCAACAGACUGAACAUCACUUACACUGUCAUGUCAAAGAGAAAAUUACUUGCGUUGGUCACGAAGAAGUAUGUGAGAGGUUGGGAUGACCCAAGAAUGCCAACUAUCAUGGGCUUCAAGCGCAAAGGAUAUUCUGCAAACGCUAUCAACAACUUCUGCAGAGCUGUUGGGGUUACAACAAACACAACCGUAUACAUCGACUAUGAAGUCCUUGAACAACAUUGCAGAGAUGAUAUGGAAAUCAGAUGCAAGAGAGCAAUGUGUGUACCAGAUCCUCUUAAAGUUGUUUUGACGAACGUUCCAGACGAUUAUUGCAUUGAAGUGGUCAGACCAAAUCACCCAAUAACUGAGGAGAUGGGUACAAAUACAGUCCAUUUGAGAAAGGUGAUUUACGUUGACAGAAAUGACUUCAAAGAAGAAGACAAAAGAGGGUUCUGGGGUCUUGCACCAAACAAGGUUGUUGGUCUCAGAUACUCCGGAAAUAUUUGCUGUGAGAAAUAUGACAAAGAUGAAACAGGAAAGGUCACUUGCUUGUACUGCAGAUUUGAUAUCGAUAAAAAGGAAAAGCCAAAGGGACAUAUCCAGUGGGUCUCUUCUGGUGUUAACUGUUCCACCCCAAUUGUUGCCGAGUUGAGGUUAUACUCCACUUUGUUCACUGUUCCAAAGCCAGAGACAGAUGAUUGGGAGAAGUUGAUCAACAAAGACUCUCUUGUUAUAGUCAAUGGGUAUGUCGAUGAGAGCUUGGCACACACAAAACCUGGCGAUUCUUAUCAGUUUGAAAGAGUCGGGUUCUUCUGCACCGACACUGACUCAAAAGAAGGAGCUCUUGUCUUCAACAGAACUGUCGAACUUAAGGUUUCCAAGGAGAAACAGCAACUUUAA
Entamoeba invadens IP1 is the source of this 2280-nucleotide messenger RNA. Its product is annotated as glutaminyl-tRNA synthetase, putative. The record is from RefSeq and is a predicted model, not a curated record. Lineage: Eukaryota; Evosea; Mastigamoebida; Endamoebidae. Gene Ontology annotation, biological process: translation; glutaminyl-tRNA aminoacylation. Gene Ontology annotation, cellular component: cytosol; cytoplasm. Bases 1 to 2280 code for a protein of 759 amino acids. The transcript has a single exon. Gene Ontology annotation, molecular function: glutamine-tRNA ligase activity; ATP binding.